AAAAGAAAAUUCCGCAUGUGUGAAUGCCGAAUGCGAUAGCAUAUUCUGAAAGCAGGAGGGAAACAAUGUUUUUGUAAAUAUCGCUGUGUAGUUAUGAUUAAAAGAGAAGGAAAGAUGGAGGAUUUUGUGCCAACACGUGGAUCUCGAAUCAAGAAAACUACAGCAAGUGAUUAUAUCUCUGUGAAUUAUGAAGCUCCGAAGAAAAAGUCGAAACCUACAGAUGGCUCGCACAGUAAAGAGGAUCAGAAUUCUAAAACGCCUGCUGAAAUGAAGGCGCAACAAGAAAAGGAGAUGAAAAAGUUGCGUUAUGAAAUGAUUAAAUUCGGUAUGACUGGUUUUGAGAAAUCAAAGGCAAGAAGAGCAAAAGUCGAGCUUGCCAUCAGUUUAGGUGCAAUACCUCCUAAGAAUAGAAGGACAAAUUAUAAAGCAUUAAAGGCGCGUCAACAAAAAGAAAAGGAAAAGAAGAAAGAGGAAAAACACAUAUCUGGAUUCACAAGUAGUUUGCGCAAAUCUAAAUCCAAGAAACAGCAUAAGAAAGAUAGUGGCAUUUUAGGUGUUUAUGGAAAAGUAUCCAAAGAUAUUUUGUCUAAACAAAAGAGCUGAAUUUAUCAGUAAAUAUUUGAAAUGUUCUCUGAAACGUUGCCAAAAUUGGUGGAGUCUGGCAGAAACUUGUUCGUAUUUAAAUAAAAUAUCUUAUAAGAAAGAUUAUAAUUAGGAAAAUAAAAACUGAUUGUAUUUGUAA
Molecule: messenger RNA, 742 nt
Organism: Nylanderia fulva
Lineage: Eukaryota; Metazoa; Arthropoda; Insecta; Hymenoptera; Formicidae
Product: 40S small subunit processome assembly factor 1
Source: RefSeq, a predicted model, not a curated record